This is a messenger RNA of Triticum aestivum (bread wheat), 1728 nucleotides long. RefSeq names its product chaperone protein ClpB 2-like. Gene Ontology annotation, cellular component: cytoplasm. Gene Ontology annotation, molecular function: ATP hydrolysis activity; ATP binding. Lineage: Eukaryota; Viridiplantae; Streptophyta; Magnoliopsida; Poales; Poaceae. The record is from RefSeq and is a predicted model, not a curated record. The transcript has 8 exons. The coding region runs from base 1 to 1728 and encodes 575 amino acids. Gene Ontology annotation, biological process: cellular response to heat.
AUGGCCUGGUCAUUGUUUGAUGGGAUCAUCACCUUGGGGAGAGGAACUACGGGCUCCUCUGCCGUACGUGGCGAUAAGUCGUCUAUCCACUCUGUCGAAGCGUCGGCCGGUGAAGUGCUCUGCGCCGGAGCAUUGGCAGCUGUGUGCUGGGCGGCGUGGAGGUACUUCCAGUACAGUAGAUGCCUGCGCACCUACGGCCGGGACGUGACGGCCUUGGCCGGCAAGGCUGAUCCCGUGAUUGGGCGUGAUGAUGAGAUUGAUCGUCUCAUACGCAUCCUCUGUCGCCGGACUAAGAACUGCGCCGCGCUUGUGGGCGCCGCCGGGGUCGGCAAGACAGCCAUCGUUGAGGGCCUCGCCCAACGCAUCGUCGCCGGGAAGGUCCCAUCCAAACUCGCCGGAGCGCGUGUCAUUGAGCUCAACCUCGCGGCGAUCGUGGCUGGUACAACGUAUGUUGGCAUGUUCGAGGAGCGUAUGACGGACUUUGUCAAGAAGGUGGAGGCUGCACGCGGCAAGGUCAAAUUUGUCGAUUUUGCCAUCGAGAAGGAUCCUGCACUCAAGCGGCGGUUUCAAAAGGUGCAUGUUAAGGAGCCCAACACGCAUUCCACCAUUGCCAUCCUCCAGGGGCUUAAACCCCGGUACGAAAAGCAUUAUGGCUUGGAAAUUCGUGAUGCUACCAUCGAUGCUGCUGUACACCUCGCUGACCGCUAUAUUUCAGGUCGUCGGUUUCCUGAUAAGGCAAUUGAUCUCAUUGACGAGGCUUGCACGACAAUAGAGCUAGGAAGAGGAAAUUCAGUUGUUGUGCCGGAUCAUAUUGCACAGGUUGUGAGCGGAUGGACUGGAAUUCCUAUAACCACGCUUAAUGAAGAGGAGAGUAUCAAGUUAAUCCACUUAGCCGAUAGAUUGCAUGAGAGGGUUGUUGGGCAGAAUGAGGCCGUCAAUUUAGUUGCAGAAGCAGUGUUGCGUUCAAGGGUUGGCCUUCACCAAGCUGGCCAACCGAUAGGCUCCUUCCUUUUUUUGGGCACAACAGGUGUUGGAAAAACAGAGCUUGCAAAAGCUCUCGCCGAACAACUAUUUGGUAGUGAGAAGAUGAUGCUUCGCUUUGAUAUGUCUGAGUAUGUUUGUCCCGAAUCCGUGCUACGUCUCGUUGGAGCACCCCCAAGCAAUCAUGGUUAUGAAGAUGGUGGACAACUGACCGAGAAAGUUAGGAGGCGCCCAUACAGUGUUAUCCUUUUUGAUGAGGUGGAGAAGGCAUAUCCGUCAGUGUUGAAUGUUUUUCUUCAGCUCCUUGACGAUGGUGUGCUGACUGAUGGUAAAGGACACAAUGUAGAUUUCAAGAAUACAAUUAUCAUUAUGACCUCAAAUGUUGGGGCAGAGCACCUAAAUGUAGGAGUGGCUGGAGAAAAGACAACGACUGCUUCGCGAAACCUUCUCAUGAAACAGGUUAAAAAAUGCUUCAAGCCUGAAUUUCUCAGUAGAUUAACUGGCAAGGGCAUAUCUGUUGUUAUAGAUGAUGCCGUGUUGGAUGUCAUUUUGUCGGAAUCACACGACCCGGCGUACGGUGCAAGGCCCAUAAAAAGGUGGAUAGAAAAGAACAUAAUGACAAUUAUCUCCAAGAUGCUGGUCAACGCAGAAGCCACUGAAGGAUCAACAAUCUCCAUUGAUUCUACCAGCGACAAGAAAGGGUUGAAAUACGAAUUGGCACAGAAGAAAAAUGUGACGGAUUACUGA